Trichomycterus rosablanca is the source of this 5619-nucleotide messenger RNA. It is a transcript of the gene sec31a, whose product is annotated as SEC31 homolog A, COPII coat complex component. Gene Ontology annotation, molecular function: protein binding; structural molecule activity. The record is from RefSeq and is a predicted model, not a curated record. Gene Ontology annotation, biological process: endoplasmic reticulum organization; intracellular protein transport; endoplasmic reticulum to Golgi vesicle-mediated transport. NCBI's taxonomy places the organism in Eukaryota, Metazoa, Chordata, Actinopteri, Siluriformes, Trichomycteridae. The transcript has 29 exons. The coding region runs from base 172 to 4554 and encodes 1460 amino acids. Gene Ontology annotation, cellular component: COPII vesicle coat; endoplasmic reticulum exit site.
GACGUGGAACUAAUUCUGUUGUGUGUGUGUAACCGGUGCAAUCGCAAACUCUCAUUAUUCACCUAAUAUCACCAAAAAUACUGCGUUUAACCUACCGAAUACAGUUUAACACCAGUGAAGCAGAGUGUGGAUGAGUUUGUGUAUGGUUGUGCGGAGCGCUGAGAGGGAAGGAUGAAGCUAAAAGAGAUAAACCGUACCGCCAUCCAGGCAUGGAGCCCAGGACAGCACCACCCGAUUUACUUGGCUGCAGGUACCUCCGCUCAGCAGCUAGAUGCCACGUUUAGCACCACUGCCUCCCUGGAGAUCUUUGAACUGGACCUGGCUGAGCCCACAUUGGCCAUGAAGUCAUGUGGUGCUUUCUCCUCUCCUCACAGAUACCACAAACUGGUUUGGAGUCCUCAUGGCAUUAAUGAGCAAGGACCAACAUCUGGAGUUCUAAUUGCUGGAGGAGAGACUGGAAACAUCAUCGUUUAUGACCCAUCCAAGAUUAUUGCUGGUGACAGUGAUGUGGUUAUCACUGAGAGUGAUAAACACACAGGGCCUGUUCGAGCGCUUGACAUCAAUUCCUUUCAGACCAACCUUGUUGCCUCUGGAGGUAAUGAGUCAGAGAUUUACAUCUGGGAUUUAAACAGCUUCAGCACCCCAAUGACUCCAGGACCUAAAUCACAGUCUCUAGAGGACAUUAGCUGUGUGGCAUGGAACUGCCAGGUUCAGCACAUCCUGGCCUCUGCCAGCCCCAGUGGCAGAGCUUCCAUCUGGGACCUGAGAAAGAAUGACCUCAUCAUUAAAGUCAGCGAUCACAGCAAUAGGAUGCAUUGCUCUGGUCUGGCAUGGAACCCAGAUGUUGCCACUCAGCUCAUAUUAGCCUCCGAAGAUGAUCGAAUGCCUGUCAUCCAAAUGUGGGAUCUGCGCUUUGCUACCUCACCACUUAAAGUUCUAGAAAACCAUACCAGAGGUGUUUUGGCCAUUGCUUGGAGUCUGGCUGAUCCUGAGUUGUUGCUAAGUUGUGGGAAAGAUAAUCGUAUUCUUUGCUGGAACCCUAACACUGCUGAGGUCCUUUAUGAGCUGCCUAGCUCUCAGUGGUGUUUUGACAUACAGUGGUGCCCCAGAAACCCAGCUGUUCUGUCUGCUGCAUCCUUUGAUGGGCGUAUCAGCAUGUACUCCAUCAUGGGUGGCAGUAAUGAUGCUGUUAACAGUGCCCAAGCUGAUCAGAUAAGCUCCGCAUUUGCCAACAUGGAUCCCUUCGGCACUGGCCAAACGUUGCCUCCUCUGCAGCUGCCUCAAAAUGCCACCACUAAUGCCACCAUCACCCCACUGAAGAAGCCACCCAAAUGGAUCCGGAGACCAGUAGGGGCUUCUUUUGCUUUCGGUGGAAAACUCGUCUCUUUGGAAAACAUCAAACCAUCACCACAGCAACCCCAGCAGCCCAUGGCUCAUGUCGUUCAUAUCAGUCAGGUUGUCACCGAAAUUGAUUUCUUGCACCGCUCAAACCAACUUCAGACCACUCUCACUUCUGGAAACUUUGUGGAAUUUUGUGAAUCAAAGAUUGCAGCUGCUCCAAAUAAAUUUGAGAAGACUAUUUGGGCUUUUUUAAAGGUACAUUUUGAAAAUGAUGCCCGGGGAAAAUACUUGGAACUUCUGGGCUACCAGAAGGAGGAACUAGCUGCUAAGAUUACAUCAGCGCUAGAAGCAAAGGACCCAAAGUCUCAUGAGGACAAUGAGCCUUCCUCCUUCCCUGUGUUCGACCAUGCAUCUGAGCUCACAUGUGACCUUACUUCAGAACCAGAACCUUCACAGUCUGACCUUAUGCCUGCUUUUGAGACUGCACACCCUGUUAAGUCUGUAGUUCAUCCAGAUCAUGAGACUUUAACUCCGUCUUCCCUGGCAAUGGCUCCGCAUGCCCCUGAGACAGGUUUACCUAAAACAUGUUUAACGGAUCCUCAAGCUUUAGAUCCAACUUGUGAUCCUAAACCAAUGGUAGUUUCGUCAGCGGUCCAAGACCUUUCUGCAUCUGCUUUAGCACCUCUCAUUCUUCAAAAGUCUUCAUCUAUUGAUCUCGCGCUUCAGGCUGACCUUCAGUCAGCAGCUCCAAGUCCAAGUUUCUUACCACCACUUGACCCCCAGUCUGUUCCCCUGUUUGCACCACCCAUUAUUGCACAGCAACCUGUGGCAGAAACUGGAUCGACUGAGUUAGACAAUGUACCAGAGGAGGAGCUUGCACCCCCAGUUAAUGGUAAGCAAGAGGCUGAACCGGAGCUGAACGCUGUACCGCUAAAUGACGAGGGAUCUGACGAUUUGGCCCUCACUGCCGAUACACCUAAAGAGGAGCCAGCUUUGGAGGAGGAGGAAGAAAAUGGACCUGCAGCUGAAGAGAGCCCAGAGCUUGAAAAGCUUCCUGUCCAAGAGAAACCUGUUGCCAAGCAGAUCCCGUCUAAGAUGACAAAUAAAGGUAUAGAUGGUCUGAUCACACAAGCCCUGCUAAUUGGGGACUUCCAAGCCGCUGUAAACCUUUGUCUCCACGACAACCGAAUGGCUGAUGCUAUAAUCCUAGCCAUCGCUGGUGGGCCAGAGCUUCUUGAAAAGACCCAGAAGAAAUAUUUGACCAAAACCCAAAGCAAAAUUGGCAAGAUAAUCAGUGCUGUGGUGAUGAAAGACUGGCUGAAUGUUCUUGAGACAUGUGAUCUCCAGAAUUGGAAGGAGGCCCUUGCUGCAGUCAUGACCUAUGCCAAACCUGAGGAGUUCUUCUCUCUUUGUGGCCUGCUGGGCUCCAGACUGGAGGCUUCCGAUGAUCCAGCUCUGCAGGCAGAAGCUUGUCUUUGUUACAUCUGUGCAGGCAGUGUAGAGCAGCUGGUGUCUUGCUGGUCCAAAGCACAGGACUCUGCUUGCCCACUGUUAUUGCAGGAUCUGGUGGAAAAAGUGGUGGUGUUACGACAGGCCGUGGAGAAGACUCAGGGUGGAGUGGCCCCUGCCUUGGGUGCUUUGCUGGCAGAGAAAAUGAGUCAGUAUGCCAGCCUGUUGGCUUCUCAGGGCAGCCUACAAACCGCCAUCUCCUACCUGCCUACCAACACUGACCAGGUACCAGUGCAGCAGUUGCGAGAGCGUCUGAGCAGAGCACUGGGUCAGCAAGGAGCAGCUCCUGUACAGAACAGAGAGCCAGUGGCACCUGCAGCCAUUCCUGCACAGGUCUACACACCAGUCCAACCACUGCCUCCUCAGCCCACUCCUGCUGCUCCCACACAACAGUAUUACCAGCAGGCUAGGGCUGCUUCUACUGUUACUUCCUGGAGUAAUCAAACCCCAACAGUUCUGCCCAGUGCCCCUCGCCCGCUAGCCCCAGCCAAAGACCUGCAGAUUGAACCAAAGCCACCAGGCUUCCCAAUGCAACCUCCAGUGAGUGCUAGUCCUGCUGCCCACAAUGCUUUUAUGUACUCGCAGCAAUAUCAGCCCUACCCCCAAGUCCAGCAGUUCACACACGGUGCGGGGGGACCAGCGAUCUAUCAGCCUCUCCAGUACUCUUCUUCUUCGACUACUCCGCUUCCUCCUCCACCUUCAUCUUCUGCUGCUACUUCUUUCUAUCCCUCUCAGUUUAUGACACCUACCUCAUCUCAGCAUGCACCUCCUACCUUUCCCAGGCCACCUCCUCCGCUCUCUGCUGCCCAGCAGUCUUCUUCUGCACCUCCUCCAUCUCCAUCAACCUCUUUCUCUUCUCCUGCUUUCUCUUCUGGAGUCUCCUUUCAGCACGGCGGUCCGGGCUCUCCCACCGCCUAUCUCCCGCCUCCACCAACCGGAGCCUCAGGUACUCAGACUGAGCCCGCCUUGAUCCCAGCCUCCCAAAAAACAGGAGGAUUUGCUCAAGAUGCAACUAUGUUUUUAGAAGGACCUCAGAACGGCUGGAAUGAUCCUCCUGCUCUUAGCCGAGGGCCUAAAAAGAAGAAGAUCCCAGAAAACUACACUCCUCCUGCUCCAAUCACAGCACCCAUCAUGGCUCCACUGGGAGACCCGCAGCCUGUAGCUGCCAUGCAACCCACUCCGCAGCAGCAGCUGCCUCCACAGCCAACUGGGGUUCCUGCACCCUUCAACCCACUGCAACAACAGCCCAUGGUUCCUACACUCAGAAACCCUGCCAUGCCCAAUAUUCCUAUGGAAGGGCCACCAGGGGCUCCCACUGGAGAUGUUAUACAGCCAAUGCAGCCACUGCCUACUGAGAAGAUCUCCAAAAAGCCCAUCCCUGAUGAGCAUCUCAUUCUGAAGACAACGUUUGAGGGCUUGAUCCAGAAAUGCUUGGCUGCUGCUACAGACCCACAAACCAAGAGAAAGCUGGAUGAUGCUAACAAGAGACUCGAGUCACUUUAUGACAAACUGAGAGAACAAACCCUUUCUCCAGCCAUUGUGAGCGGCCUCCACAACAUGGCACGAAGCAUUGAGUCCCGUGCCUACAUUGACGGCCUCAACAUCCACACACACAUCGUCAGCAACAGCAACUUCAGUGAGACCUCUGCCUUUAUGCCAGUUCUGAAGGUGGUGCUAACUCAGGCUAAUAAACUGGGUGUCUGAUGUCCUGCGUGCACAAAAUACUCACCAGUAUUCCUGCAACUCCAGUACAAGCCAUCAGUCAAAAAGGACCAACUUAACUUGUAUUGAUGUAUAUCACCAGUCUUAAAUCUGGAAUAAGCAUUCCAGUUCACAGGCUUUCUUUUUUUCAGUUGUUUUUUUGGUCCUGGAUGUGUUUAUGUAGCCAUUUUUUUAUAUGUAUAAUCAUGGCAGAGCAGAGUGCAAUGGGGACGUUCCCCUUUUUUUCUUUUUUUCCCUUUUUUCUUUUUGAAUCGGUGCACGUUUUAGAAAUGUCAAAAUACAAGGCUGGAGUACUGUCGGAGAAGAUUUGUCCUGGGAUUGUUGUGCUUUAAAUAUGUACUCAGUUAUUUGCAUUUUAACCCAUAGUUAGUUUUGUCUGAAUGAAUUUUAGCCCAUUGCUGUGUAUGCCUGGUCAUUUCAGUGAUGUUAAUUGCAAUUUGCUUUACAUUUGUCAUUGCAUUUAAUCAAUUUAACAGGCUCAAUGUAGUCUUGGAAACAAGCAGAUGUUUUCAAUAAAUGUUAUUUAUUUAAAGCUUUUUAGCUUUGAAUUAAUUAGUAACUAUACAGCAUAAGAAAAUAAUGUUUAUAGGUUAUGAGGCUUAAUUGGCCUAUAGUAGUCUCUCAUUAUGUUAAUGGAACAGCCAAUUGACAGCUUUGUCUUAUUUUGCUUCAGAUAUAUCACAGCUUCUGCAGAAAUUAUAAACAGAACUGAUAUACCUGCUAUACCUGUGCUUUUAUCUACAUUUACAUCAACAAAUGGAAUGUUGUUUUAGUGCUUCAUUUCAUAAAAUUCAUACUUUCAUAAAAUUUGAUUGUCAUUUUAGGGGCACUGGAAUUUAAAACACUAAACCCUAUUUUUGGCAGGAAAUCUGAGUGGGGGAAAAACCUCUGCCAACAUUAAUUGCCACUCCUGUCCAAACUUUUAUUUUGUAUUUGAAUACUGUACCCUUUAGGCGCAAUGAAUGGAAAAUGUUUAUAUGGCCAUUGUAAAAAUAUAGGUGAUUGUUUUACUUUGAUAAGGUGGUCAAAUAAAGUCCUCAAAAUUUC